GUUUUCCUCUCCAAACUUUUAGUAAGUUCCGCCCUCUGGCCUUAGAUUAGGGUUAGUCAUGUAGAAAGCCUUCGAAACCUUAGACACACUUCGUGAUAAAAAUGUCGUCCGAGAGCGAUUCCCAGGACAUCUCGAGGACGCCCUCGAUGGAGGACGAAGGCCUCUCCGACGUGGAGUCCAGCAGUGGUCAGCCCUCGGAUGGUGGUGAUGCAGCCCUCGCCACUGAGAUGCAGAAGGAUCUGAUGGCCGAGGCCGAGGCGGAGGAAUUCGAGCGAACUGCCGAGGAUGAAGAGUUGGCCCUCGCCGUCCAAGUUGCUGAAGAGGAGGAGGAAAAGGAGACGGCGAAGGUCACUGUGGCAGUCCUUCCCCCUCGGGGUGCUGGUGAGGCCAGUACUUCCCAGCCGCUGAAUGCGGUUCCCAUCCGGGUGGCCCCCGGGAAGAAGAAGGCCAAGGCAGCUGCCCCCAAGAAGAAGGUUAUUGCUGCUGAUCAGGGGAAACCCGUAGAUAUGCCGGAGGGGUAUUCCUGGCUCAACACGGCUGCCUUGGGGAUAAAGUCGAAGGCGGACAGGGCGGACCUCUACGUGACGCAGCUACAUGUAGGGCCCUCGGCCGUGGUGGUCGAGCCGGGAGUUGACGACGUGCUCUCUCGGGCGCCUGAGGGGUGCAUUGCAGUACACGUACUGUCGGUCUCCAUGGGCCCUCGGUUCCCUCUGCACCCCUUCCUCCGGGAGUACCUGAGGUUUGUUGGCUUGGUACCCUGCCAGCUGACACCUAAUAGCCACUCCUACGUGGCGGGUUUUUUAAACCUCUGUAGGGACCGAGGGGUGACCCCCAGCCUGGACUUGUUCUUCCAGAGCUUCAACCUCUGUCGAGGGGGUCACGCGAAUGCCGAGGGCUUCGCCAACCUGCAACAGGUGGCCAGGUGGAAGCUGUUUACAGAGGCGCCUUCGUCCAAUAAGGGCUGGAAGGAGCGCUGGUGCUAUGUCAGGGUUGCUGAGAACCCAUUUCCGGCGGAACUUCGGGAUCGCUUCCGUCGGCAUCCGAAGGUUGGAAGCGCCGCCCUCGAAAAAGAUGGCCUGGUGAUAGCCAAAAUCCCGGAGGGUCGCACAAAGCAGGUCUCCAUCAAAGACUAUACUGCCGACAAGGGAUUCUACGCCCUCGGCUUUCGGAGAUACCGAUUUAUUGGGGAAGCGGACGAGAAGUACCCCAUUUUUGCUGAGGCCUUCGGGGGAACAGGAGGUAGUCUACGAGGUCCCUCGGUUUUCAUAUCUUAGCACAUAGCUUAUUUUGUUCGUUUUUUUUGUUCGUUUUUUUUUAUUCUUUGUGCCUUCGGUCAGUAACCCCUCGAUUUUGACCCCAUACCUUUUUUUGCAGGUGUCCCAGUGAAAAUGAUGAACGUCAGAGGCCUUGCAGACCUGAAGAAGAAAAAACCCUCCAAGGACCCGAGGGGGACGGACGCCGGUGUCCCAAAACCCGUCGGUGACUUCUUCAAAAAACCGGAGGGGCCGUCGGUGGGCCCAAGUGCUGAUGCUGCCGCUGCCGCCAAAAGGAAGGGCUCGGGCAGAGAUCCCGAGGGCAAGAAGCCCAAGACCGGGGAUGCCGGGAAGAAAGUCCCCCCGGUGAUCAUUGUUGAUGAAGGCCCUGCCUCCGGGGCGAAUGAGGACAUGCAGGUGGCGAAAGUGCCGCCGGGAGUUCAGGGGCCAUCUUCCGAGGUCCUCAUGGUUUCCCUCCCGGCUGGUACGGCCGUGAUGAACGGUACGGCUGACCCGAGGGCGCUUCUGAGAGGCAUCACCCUCGAGAUUGACAGAGUAGCCCUCGGGGCUGAUGAAGACGAAGCCCUCGAGGACAGGAUCCUCCGGUCUUCCCUCACAACCUGCAUUGCCCUCGGGGAGCAAGCCCGGCGGCUAGAUGAGUGGCGCCUUCGCAAGGCCGAGCAGGAGGCCAAGAUGCGGGAGCUCAUCCGCCAGAAUGCAGACGCUGUUCGACAGAUGGCUAUGCUGGAGGAGAGCCUUCGGCAGAUGACCCUGCGGGCGGAGGCCGCAGAUCGGGGUAGGGCAGAAGCCGAGAGGUCCGCAGCUGAGGCCUUGGAGAGAGCUGUCAAGGAAGCCGAGGCCGCGAAGGUGGAAGCCGUCGAGAGAGCCCGAGGGGACGCAAUCUCGGGGUUCUUG
Molecule: messenger RNA, 2168 nt
Organism: Cuscuta europaea
Lineage: Eukaryota; Viridiplantae; Streptophyta; Magnoliopsida; Solanales; Convolvulaceae
Source: the annotation of a GenBank genome assembly